This is a messenger RNA of Danio aesculapii, 3902 nucleotides long. It is a transcript of the gene gtpbp2a, whose product is annotated as GTP binding protein 2a. The record is from RefSeq and is a predicted model, not a curated record. Lineage: Eukaryota; Metazoa; Chordata; Actinopteri; Cypriniformes; Danionidae. Gene Ontology annotation, biological process: translational elongation. Bases 197 to 1969 code for a protein of 590 amino acids. The transcript is spliced from 12 exons. Gene Ontology annotation, molecular function: GTPase activity; translation elongation factor activity; GTP binding.
GACCGGAUGUCGGGUUGUUGUUGUUUUUGUGGGGGUUGAGCUCUGGCUCCGCCGGCUCCGGCUCGUAUAAAUAAUGAUAUUUGACCGCCUUUCGGUGUGUUGAUGUCGGUGUGGAGCAAGCGAGAGCACAGCUGAUGGAGUAGGAUAGACGGAGGAGUUUAUCCCGUAGUUUUGCUGGUUUUAGGGCUUCAUCAGGAUGGAGACCCGGGUUUCGGAGCUCUUCGGAUCGGCCACCUCACAGAAGUGCGCCUCUUCGGCGGCCGGUGCCAGAAAAACCGCCAAAAACGGCAGCAAAAAGUACAAAAGUCGGUCAGGCCGGUAUCCAAAGGCAAGCAAUAAUCCGCCGUAUCUACCUCCAGAGGUUGAAGAGGGAAACAUUGAGUACAAGCUGAAGCUGGUGAACCCCACGCAGUACCGCUUCGAGCAUCUGGCCACGCAGAUGAAGUGGCGGCUGCAGGAGGGCCGAGGGGAGGCCGUGUAUCAGAUCGGGGUGGAGGAUAACGGCCUGCUGGUGGGCCUGACGGAGGACGACAUGAAGGCCUCGCUCAAAACACUGCGCAGGAUGGCUGAGAAGGUGGGUGCAGACAUCACAGUUCUCAGAGAGCGGGAGGUGGAUUAUGACGCCGACGAGCCGCACAGAAUAGCCGAAGUCCUUGUCAGGAAAGUGCCGGAUGAUCAGCAGUUCCUGGACCUGCGGGUGGCUGUUCUGGGUAAUGUGGACUCUGGUAAAUCCACUCUGCUGGGUGUCCUGACACAGGGAGAGCUGGACAACGGGCGAGGGAGAGCGAGACUCAACCUCUUCAGACACCUCCACGAGAUCCAGACUGGACGCACCUCCAGCAUCAGCAUCGAGAUCUUGGGCUUUGACAGUAAAGGAGAGGUGGUGAACUACAGCGAGUCCCGAACCGCAGAGGAAAUCUGCGAGAGCGCCUCAAAGAUGAUCACCUUCAUAGACCUGGCCGGACACCACAAAUACCUGAAGACCACCAUCUUUGGUCUGACCAGCUACUGUCCAGACUUCGCCAUGCUGGUCGUCAGCGCAAACACAGGCAUCGCGGGUACGACGCGAGAGCACCUGGGUCUGGCGCUAGCUCUGAAGCUGCCGAUCUUCAUGGUGGUCAGUAAAGUGGAUCUGUGUGCGAAGGCCACGGUGGAGCGGACGCUGCGGCAGCUGGAGCGCGUCCUCAAGCAGCCCGGCUGUAAUAAAGUGCCCAUGCUGGUGUCCUGCACAGACGACGCCGUCACCGCCGCACAGAACUUCGCACAGUCACCCAGCAUCACCCCCAUCUUCACCCUGUCCAGCGUGUCUGGAGAGAGUCUGGAUCUGCUGAAGGUGUUCUUCAACAUUUUACCUCCACUGAGCAACAGUAAAGAGCAGGAGGAGCUGAUGCAGCAGCUCACAGAGUUCCAGAUUGAUGAGAUCUACACAGUGCCUGAUGUGGGGACAGUGGUGGGCGGGACUCUGUACAGUGGGAUCUGUCGUGAGGGUGAGCAGCUGGUUGUCGGCCCCACAGCUGAUGGUCAGUUUGUAGAGCUGUCGGUCUGCAGUAUCCAGAGGAAUCGCUCCGGCUGCCGGGUGCUCCGAGCAGGACAGGCCGCUACACUGGCGCUCGGAGACUUCGACCGCUCGCUGAUACGAAAGGGAAUGGUGAUGGUCAGUCCGGAGAUGAACCCCAGCAUCUGCUGGCGCUUCGAGGCCGAGAUCGUCUUACUGUUUCACGCCAAGACCUUCCACAAGGGCUUCCAGGUGACCGUUCAUGUGGGGAACGUGCGGCAGACGGCCACAGUGGAGGCUCUGCAGGGAAAGGAUGAGCUGCGCACCGGGGAGAAAGCGGUGGUCCUCUUCAGGUUCAUCAAACACCCAGAGUACCUGAAGGUGGGGGCGAAGCUGCUGUUCAGAGAGGGGGUCACCAAAGGCAUCGGUCAGGUGACCAAACUGCAGCCCGUCGCGCUGGACCAGCAGCACUGAGGAGGUUACCACGGCGACAACAUCCAGCACAGAUUCAGAGCUGCUGGUCCAGCACUGUGAGGAAGGCAUCAGUUACCACGGCAACAACAUCCAACACUGAUGCCUUCCUCAGCUGCUCUGAAUCAGUUACCACGGCAACAACAUCCAACACUGAUGCCUUCCUCAGCUGCUCUGAAUCAGUUACCACGGCGACAACAUCCAACACUGAUUCAGAGCUGCUGGUCCAGCACUGUGAGGAAGGCAUCAGUUACCACGGCAACAACAUCCAACACUGAUGCCUUCCUCAGCUGCUCUGAAUCAGUUACCACGGCAACAACAUCCAUCACUGAUGCCUUCUUCAGCAGUUCUGAAUCAGUUACCACGGCAACAACAUCCAUUACUGAUGCCUUCUUCAGCAGUUCUGAAUCAGUUACCACGGCAACAACAUCCAACACUGAUGCCUUCCUCACAGCACUGGACCCGCAGCUUUGAGGCUGUUACCAUGGCGACAACAUGCAACACCGAUGCCUUCCUCAGCAGCUCUGAAUCCGUUACCAUGGCAACAACAUCCAACACUGAUGCCUUCCUCACAGCGCUGGACCAGCAGCUCUGAGGUGAUUACCAUGCCAACAACAUCCAACACUGAUGCCUUCUUCAGCAGUUCUGAAUCAGUUACCACGGCAACAACAUCCAACGCUGAUGCCUUCCUCACAGCACUGGACCCGCAGCUUUGAGGCUGUUACCAUGGCGACAACAUCCAACACCGAUGCCUUCCUCAGCAGCUCUAAAUCCGUUACCACGGCAACAUCCAACACUGAUGCCUUCCUCAGCGCUGGACCAGCAGCUCUGCAUCAGUUACCAUGGCAACAACAUCCAACAUUGAUGCCUUCCUCAGCACCGCCGGACCAGCAGCUCUGAGGCGGUUACCAUAGCGACAACAUCCAACACUGAUGCCUUCAACAGCACUGCUGGACCAGGAGCAGCUGAGACACACACACAUAUUCACACAGAUGCCUUCCUCUAUCAAGCUUAUCUCAGAGCGACUGCCCCACACACACACACACACACACACAGAUGCUUUUAAUAGCGUUUAGCAGACACUUCACACUCAGGUCUGGUGUUGAGGCGAGAUGCUUCUGCUAUUGUGAGUUCAUUUUAAGCACAUUUUUAAAACCACAGUAAUCAGCAUUAAUAUUCAACACAAGAGGUCAUCGUGACGUGUUUCCUAAGCUUCAGUUUAAUACUUACACACACACACACACACACACACACACACACACAGCAUCAGAGGUUUUUCUACAUGCGCACAGGCCAGAAGAUGUUCCUCCAAUCACUGAUGAGCUUUACGUUUGAUCACUGUCCGUUGUCUAGCUGAUGUGUGAUGACGUGUGUAUCCGUUUACACUCAUCAGCUGACCUCAAACGCCGCUGUAGUUCUCUUUUUACAGUCUGGACGUCCUCAAGUGCUCUUCUUACUGCCUUUUCUCUCUCAGGAUGUGUGUAUGUGAUGGGGCUUGGCUAGUUUCUGUUCUCUGGCUUUGGUGCUUGUUUUUAUCUUCAGUGUUGAAAGCUUUGUUAGUCAGUCACUGUCCUGUCGGCGUGUUCUUCAUCAGGAGUGUGUGUGUGUGUGUUUGACUAGAUCACUUUUCUGAGCAUCACCAGUGCAAUUUUAGAGUAACAGAGAGAAAAAUGAUGCGUUUGAACCAAAAACAGAGCAUUCAUUAGGGAUGUUGUCGUCUGAAAGGGGUUUAGUUUGGUAGAUUUGUACUUCUUUUUAUUCGGAGCGUUUUCGACUGACUUCUUUUCCACCCAACGUCACGUUUCGGCGCUCUGCUGUUGAUAUUUUAGAUAUUUUAGCCGUAUUUUUUGGUGAUUUGGAGUAUUUAUGUACAGAUCUGUUUUGUAUAUUGUGAUGUACAUAAAUAAAGGUUUAUUAUAGUUUGCAAAUUACAAAA